CACGCGGUCUUAUAUUUCCUUUUUCUGAUGGAGGGAUUUUCAAAAGGUCUAACAGCUGUGAUACAAACACAGAAGACUGUGAUGGCAAAAGUAGGAGAAGAUGUCCCUUUGAGCUGUCGGCUCAUGCAGACUAAAGAUGUUCUUCAGGUCACCUGGCAGAAACUUCUACCAGAGGGGAAGAAGAAUUGUGCCACCUACAGCGAACACUUUGGGGAAACAGUGAAUCCUGGUUUUCAGGGGAAAGUGGAGUUUAAAGAUGCUGGACUUCAGAACUGCUCCAUAGUUAUCAGGAAGGCGAUGGAGAAGGAUGAAGCCUGCUAUUACUGUUUGUUCAACACAUUUCCUGAUGGUUCUCUGACAGGCAUAACCUGCCUCCAACUCUAUGAGCUGCAUGAACCCAUUCUACAAAUCAGAGAAUCAAACUCUACUGAAGAGACAGUGGUGUCCUGCUCGGCCACAGGUCGUCCUGCUCCCACAGUAACUCUGAAUGUCCCACAACAAGGUCUCUACUUCUCUAACAGCAGCACGGUCAGUGUCACCAACACCAACAGCACAGUCACCGUCACCACGACAGCUCUGCUGUCUGGUUUCCAUGGAAAGGACACACAAGUUGGAUGUGCGGCAGGACUGCUCUCAGUCCCUGAAAUGCAGGUGUUUAAGAUGAUUCCUGCAGUCAAACGAUCGUCUGAUGAUGGUUUGAACGGGAAAUCUGGAUCUGAUGAGAAUCUCACUUUGAUCGUUGCAUUGUCUGUACUAGUGGCCAUUGUUUUGGUUGCUGCUAUAGUCGUUGCUGUUCUACUCCAACAUAAACAUAAGAACAGGGAUGCUGAGAAGAACAAUACGCCACACAAACCAACCAAAGACACUUAUGAGAGCGAAACAGCUUUAAUGAAGCAGGAGAACGAACACAUCAGGAAACGAACACCUGUGAAGGAAAAUCCAAAAGAGGAGAAACCAGAACCAUCAUCUCGUACAGUUAGAAGACUAUGUGACUCUUUAUAGACGGACUUGAGCAAAGCUGAAAGCAUGCAUUGAUAAAAUGUGCUUUGUAAAAAAAAUCAAAAGGUGAUGUGCUUAUCUUAAGACGGAAAAGAUGAA
Molecule: messenger RNA, 1098 nt
Organism: Scomber japonicus (chub mackerel)
Lineage: Eukaryota; Metazoa; Chordata; Actinopteri; Scombriformes; Scombridae
Product: OX-2 membrane glycoprotein-like
Exons: 7
Coding region: 28-1002 (324 amino acids)
Molecular function (GO): cell-cell adhesion mediator activity
Source: RefSeq, a predicted model, not a curated record